GACGGGGUUUUACUUUCAUUCACUGCAGUUAUAACAAGCAAGCGACGACGUGUUUUAUUCUGUUCAGCGCAUCUAUAGAACAUUUUUGACUGUGUUAAUUACAACCCAAUUACAAUGUCUAUCUCUCUGGACGAUCUCAAAUCCAUCUUGCAGCAGCAGCAACUUCAGAAUGAAGCAGCUCAACUUAAAUUAAUCGAAGCUCUCACUCAGAAGCUGUCAAUUCAAGUUCCAUCAACAUCUCAUUCAGACAAAUACGAAAGCAUCUCAAAUUCCAUCAGUGAAUUCAACUACGACCCAAUAUCUGGUCUCGUAUUUGAUGCAUGGUUCAAUCGUUAUGAAGACGUUUUUCGUAUUGAAUGCCACAUGUUUGAUGAUGCUGCCAAAGUCCGAUUGUUACUACGAAAACUUGGUACUGUUGAGCACAACAGAUAUGUUAACUUCAUUCUGCCUAAGAACCCACGUGAAUUAUCAUUCGAUGAGACAGUCACCGUUUUAUCACAAAUCUUUGGUGAACAGUCAUCCAUGUUUAAUAUUCGGUAUCAAUGUUUUCAGUUGACAAAAAUGCCUUCCGAUGAUUAUGUUACUUACGCUGGCAAAGUGAACAAAGAAUGUGAAAGGUUCAAACCACACGAAAUGACAUCAGAUCAGUUCAAGUGUUUGAUUUUUAUUUGUGGGUUGAAGAACCCUGAAGAUACUGACAUCAGAACUCGACUUCUGUCACUCGUGGAACAAGACCCAAAAAUGACUUUACAAAUGGUGACAGCAGAAUGCCAACGCUUAAUCAACUUGAAGCACGAUACUGCUAUGUUGGAUUGUAAGCGACAGUCGUCUGAAUUUGAUUCAGUUAACACAGUGAAAAGUCCUCCGAUCACCGUUAAGCACACAGCACGUCAGUCUCAGAAUUCAGCUAAACCUCCUUCAGUGUGCUGGCACUGUGGUUCGUGGCAUUUUGUCAAGUUCUGUCCUUUCAAGAAACAUAAAUGCCGUAAUUGUCACCGUUUUGGACAUAAAGAGGGUUACUGUACACCACAGAAAAAUUCUUCGGUGAAGAACAGAAGUCGUCAUUUUAAGCCGAAACAAUCUCCUCGAAUACAGACCGUUUUCACAACUUCCAAAGUCAAUUUCGCCAGCAAACGUAAGUACAUUACACUACGCAUUAACGGCAAAUCUAUUCGUCUUCAGUUGGAUACGGCAUCAGAUAUCACUUUAAUUUCCCGAACUACGUGGCGCAAACUUGGGUGCCCACAGAUUCUGCCGACCAAGCAUGUCGCUAAGAAUGCCUCUGGAGAUCUAUUGAAACUCGUGGGUGAGAUAAAUUGCCAGGUUCAGUUUGGUGAGCAACAGUUCAAUGGUGUAUGUUAUGUCACAAACUACCAUGAUUUGAAUUUGCUUGGUCUUGACUGGUUAGACAAGCUCCAUUUCUUCAAUGUACCAUUAAAUUCAGUAUGCUCUAAUGUUUCGUCCUCACCAAAUAAUGUUGUUCCCGCACAUGUAUCUGAUCAGUCUCUCUUGCAACGCCUACGUCAAAAGCACGCCUCUGUUUUCCAGGACAAACUUGGUUGCUGCAAAUUUACCAAAGUACUUAUGCAAAACCGAAGGGGGAGGGAACAACAGAAGAAAUUUUGCACAGAUUCUCACUGCAUUAUCGUACGACGCCAAAUCCUCCCGCAGCCGGAAGCCCGGGACGCAGAUCACAAUCUAUCCAGUACGCGAAAGUCAACUCGACAAAGAAGAGCUCCAAAACCUUUUCAAAUAGAUCCAAAAUGCAAGUCCUACACUUUUAACGGGGGGAGGUGAUAGGAUCCCACACACUUGUUAUUGUUCAAUUAUCUUAACGACUGUUAAUCUCGUAUAAGUUGUAUAUUAUCAUUUCUCACGCAUAUUGUUAUUGUUCAAUUAUCUUAACGACUGUUAAUCUCGUAUAAGUUGUAUAUCAUCAAUUCUCACACACUUUGUUAUUGUCAAUUAUCUUAAUGACUGUUAAUCUCGCAUAUGUGUUAUAUUGUCAUUUCCCAGGCACUUUGUUAUUGUUCAGUUAUCUUAAUGACUGUUAAUCUCGCAUAUGUGGUAUAUCAUCAUUCCCACGCAUUUUGUUAUUGACUAUUACGACCAAUUAUUUCAAAUACUGUUAGCUGUCUCUAUUGGUUGUAAAAUUGUAUAAAUACCAUUUCCUAAAUAAGUUUAUUUGUCGUCGUCGUCGUUGUUGUAGUCGUCGUCGUCGUUGUUGUAGUCGUCGUCGUCGUUG
Molecule: messenger RNA, 2245 nt
Organism: Trichobilharzia szidati
Lineage: Eukaryota; Metazoa; Platyhelminthes; Trematoda; Strigeidida; Schistosomatidae
Source: the annotation of a GenBank genome assembly